AUGGCCACUAAUAAAGAUAUUGACCUUCAUGAAGAGAAUGGGUCUGCUUUGGUCGCAACAGCGAUCACUCUCUUGACAUUAAGCUGGUUCUCUGUCGGGCUGCGCACAUAUACAAGGGCUGUCUUGAUGAAAAGUUUGCAGCUUGAUGACUGGCUUAUGCUCGUUGCUCAGAUCAUCUUCACGAUAUCAUGUGCAUUCAUCCUUGAGGGUGUCCAGCAGGGAAUUGGAAAGCACAAUGACGCCAUAAAAGACGACGAGGCCAAAGUUCAAGCCCUUAUGUGGCAGGCUUUGGCAACAGCGACCUAUAUUUUGGACAUGAUGUUCAUAAAACUCAGCAUUGGCUUCUUCUUGCUCCGUUUAUGUGUCAAGAAGGUCUACGUCUGGAUUAUCCGGAUCAGUUUAGCUAUUAUCAGCAUCUGGAGUAUAGUUCUCUUUUUCUGGAACCUAUUCCAGUGCAAACCAGUCGAAAUGCAGUGGGACUUCAGAAUAAAAGACGGUACUUGUGUAAGUGCAGACCAGAUCGUCUCAGCGGCCUAUGCCAUAAGUGUCAUGACAGUCGUUUCUGACUGGCUCUACGCCCUUCUCCCGAUCCCAAUGCUGUGGUCGGUCAAGAUGACCAAGCAAGCAAAGACAACUGUUAUUGCAAUUUUGGGGCUAGGCAUAUUUGCCAGUGUCGCGACCCUUGUACGACUACGAUUCCUUGCGGAUCUUACUGAUACGGAAGACAUUCUAUUUGCUGGAACCGAUGCCAUGGUUUGGACACUGAUAGAACCAGGUGUCGCUAUUGUUGCAUCAAGCCUAGCUACCAUCCGACCACUUCUUCGUGCUAUGAGGAUCAGAGGCUUCGAAUCGACCGAAAACACUUAUGGCACAGGCCACUCUGCUGCUGUUAGAUCAAACGCAAACCGUUCCAAAGCCGCAAUCUUGAUUAUGCCAGGCUUUGGCCCUGAAGAUGUCUCACUGACCAACAUGGUGUCACAAAACAACACGACGUCCCCAUCACACUUAAACGAUAUCGAAAUCCUCCCUCCUCGACACGCGGGCGACGGCCCUAUCUCGCCUGGUCAAGCGAGCAUCGUUAAAAGCGAGAUCCUGGUGAUACAAGGCAAUAGCUCGCCCCCGUCGUCCUGGCAAAGUCGAAAUGAUCGCUCUGCUUCUAGCUCUUUCGACCAAAUCCACGACCUCGAGGCAUACAGCCAAGAACUCGAACGCGAUGAUAUGAGGGGCAGAGGCAGAUGA
Messenger RNA from Fusarium tjaetaba, 1239 nucleotides. RefSeq names its product integral membrane protein pth11. Lineage: Eukaryota; Fungi; Ascomycota; Sordariomycetes; Hypocreales; Nectriaceae. The record is from RefSeq and is a predicted model, not a curated record. The transcript is spliced from 6 exons. The coding region runs from base 1 to 1239 and encodes 412 amino acids.